AGCAGCCGCGCACCCAGCCCCGCCAGUGGCUUCCGAACCCGCUCGCCCCGCGCGCUUUCUGCGCCUCCGAGGGCGCACGGUGCGCCGCGCUGGAGAAGGGGCCGGCGCCGGACUGCUCGGCGAGCUUGCAGCUCACCCUCGUUGCCGCUUCCCCCCCAGGAUGCUGCCCCCGUCCCGGACCCAGCUGGGGCUUUUCUUCAUCUUGCUCUGCCCGGCCAACAUCAUCGGGCUGUGGUGGGCAGUGGGCAGCCCAUUGGUUAUGGAUCCCAACAGCAUCUGCCGCAAGACCAAGCGACUGGCUGGGAAGCAGGCUGAACUGUGCCAGACAGAGCCUGAGAUUGUACAGGAAGUUGCCAAGGGUGCCAGACUGGGCGUGCGUGAAUGCCAGUAUCAAUUCCGCUUCCGCCGCUGGAAUUGUACCAGCCACAGCAAAUAUUUUGGCAAGAUCUUACAGCAGGAUAUCCGGGAGACGGCCUUCGUCUACGCCAUCACGGCCGCGGGGGUGAGCCACGCGGUCACGCAGGCCUGCAGCAUGGGCGAGCUGUUGCAGUGCGGCUGCGAGGCCACUCGGAGCCGGGCCCCUGCGCUGCCCGCCGCCAUGACGGGGUCGGAGGGCUCCGCCUGGGAGUGGGGCGGCUGCGGGGACGACGUCGACUUCGGCUAUGAGAAGUCCCGCCAGUUCAUGGACGCCAAGCGCAAGCGCGGCAAAAGCGACAUUCGAACUCUCAUCGACCUGCACAACAACGAAGCAGGACGCCUGGCAGUGCGGAAUCACAUGCGGACAGAGUGCAAGUGCCAUGGGCUUUCAGGUUCCUGUGCCUUACGCACCUGUUGGAAGAAGAUGCCUCCUUUCCGGGAGGUGGGGGACCACUUGCUUGAACGUUUUAAUGGGGCCUUUAAAGUGAUGGGUGGCAACGACGGUAAAACGCUCAUCCCUGUUGGCCGGAACAUCAAGCCACCAGAUCGGCAGGACCUCAUCUACUCUGCCGACUCCCCUGACUUCUGUGUUGCAAACCGCAAGACAGGAUCACUGGGCACACGUGGGCGAGUGUGCAACAGCACUGCCAUGGACGUAAGUGGCUGUGACUUGCUGUGCUGUGGACGUGGCCACCGUGAUGAGACACUGCUCCUGGAGGAGAAUUGCCUUUGCCGCUUUCAUUGGUGCUGCGUGGUACAAUGCCGGAAAUGCACUGUACGCAAAGAGCUCAGUUUAUGCAUUUGAAUGGUGCAAAAGGGACAUUGGGUAGGGAUGGCACAGAGUGUGUGAGGAUGGAGAAUGGACCCAGACCGCAUGGAAUCCAGAGACUGGGUGCAUAAGCGAGCUGUCACAGUUCCAAGGACGUGGUCUUGUUUGAGGUUACAGAACUGCCUGCCAGCAAAUUCAGGAACUGGUCACGUCUACCAUGUCUUCUCAGAACAUGCAUUGUGUUCAAGUCCUUGGUGUACAGCAGAGUUUGCAACAUACAACACUUGAUCACAGAGACCUCCUCUGUGGCAGGUCCUUGGCCUUCCAUGCCACGCUGUGGUUCCAGAUGGGUCCAUCUCUUCCUGUGUGGACGUGGGUUCUUGAAGGCAAAGGUCUCCUAUAUCACCUUUCUCCCAUUAUCAGUUCCAGCUGCUUGGUCCCAUAAGGGUCUGUUACCAUGAGUCAUGCACAGAUUCCCUGGAGGGAUGUGCUAUGCCUCACUUAUUCCUGGAUCAUUACUGUGUUCGAGAGAACAGCAGAGGUUUCUAGUCUACUCGCUCCCAUGGCUUCUUUGCUUCCCAUUAGCUAGGGCUGGGGCUGCAGUUUCUUUCUGCAUUAAUAAAGCUAUUUAAACUAGUGUCCCUCUUUAUCCAGUAAUAAAAAAGGGAGUGUUCACAACCGCAUUUCAUAUAGACUAAUAACUUAAUUGCUCAGUUUAACCAUUCUGUUGUUCAAAUAAUCAAGAUGGUUAAUGGAUGAUUCCAAGGUGGAUUUUUCCAAGCAUUAAUUUAUCCCACUACAUGAGCAUAAAAUAUGGAAUUAUGAUUGUAAUCUAUGUUAAUGACUGGAAGAAUGGGAUCCACAAUGAAUAAUAUUUAUUGCAAAUCUGUUCAGAAUAAAAGA
Eublepharis macularius is the source of this 2089-nucleotide messenger RNA. It is a transcript of the gene WNT6, whose product is annotated as Wnt family member 6. Gene Ontology annotation, biological process: multicellular organism development; canonical Wnt signaling pathway; neuron differentiation. Lineage: Eukaryota; Metazoa; Chordata; Lepidosauria; Squamata; Eublepharidae. Gene Ontology annotation, cellular component: extracellular region. The transcript has 4 exons. The record is from RefSeq and is a predicted model, not a curated record. The coding region runs from base 161 to 1222 and encodes 353 amino acids. Gene Ontology annotation, molecular function: cytokine activity; frizzled binding.